GUCAGAGUCGACCUCCGGAGCUGCGCGGAGCGGAGGGAGCUAGCUCCGCGCGAUGUCGUCGACUGCGGUCCGAGGCUCUUCAGAUAAAUCGUCCUCCUACAAAUAAAUUAAAAUUGUACACAGAUAUAUAUAUGAGCAGUUUUGGAAUAAGAAUCUGAUAGUUCUCUCAGUUCUUGAUUGAAAGUAUUUUGCAUCCUUCAGUCUACUCUGGCAAAUCCUCCGUGCCACAUUCUCAUCGAGUAAUAGUCAUUGACUUAGCCAACGGAAACUUCACUAUCGAAAAUGAACUGGAUCGGCGGAGCAAGAUUCCGGAAUCAUCGUGAAAGUGCAGACAAGCAGAAGCAAAAGGAAUAUUUUUCCAAGAAAAAAUCGUCCAGCCAAUGGCAAGCAACCAACCGAAGGAAGCGGCAAAGUGACACCGCUACUGUUGCAGAUGAUGGCCAGCGGCCAUUCAGUCUUGACCUGAUGUAUCUCGAUCUUGUCAGCCGUGCCACUAGUGACAAGACAGUCACCUCACAUGGAACGAUUGGUGAAGCUCCAGUUACAGCCAGUGUUCGCCAUGUCAACCUCGACACGCCACACAGCAGGAAUGUCAGCCUUUCCAGAACUGUUUACCUACAAGAGUCUCCAGAACAGGUGCCUUCCAAACUCACCAUUGCUGAUGAUUGUGAAGCCAGGGAACCAGCGUGCAAGCCCAAUCUUCCAAGUUUCCGUGCUGGCCAAAUUUCCAGAGAGGCUCUUGGACCGGCACGUACCGUCGAGAAUAGAAAGCGAGCGUCACCCAGUACGUUCAGGGAAGACUGUGCUGGGCCAGUACAAGGACGUUCCAUGUCAUCAGGGGGUGAUCAUCAACAGCCAGCAUACAAAAAGCCAUACAUCACCACACCAUCUCUCGCAAAGAGAAAUCCUGCAGAACGAGGCCAUGUUGCAAAUGCACUGGCAGCCAGCAGAACACUGGAGAGGCAACAGUCAGUAGCACAACAAACACAGAACCACCAAUUUGAAAGAAUGCUCUGCUCGUACAACCCUCCAGUGAGACUACAUACCAGCCAAAAAUCAAGAUUUUCGCCCCAGCCACGUCGACAAGUAGCAAACGCAUCUCUCUCCAGGAAUCGGUAUGAUAAGAAAAUGGAGGGCACGCUGGAGUUAUCAGCAACAUCAAACAACUUACGUGAAGGAGAGCUUAGUCUGGAGGCACAAAGUGGCACUCGAAACACUAUGUGGCACACCUUCAUACAGGGAGGCCAUCAGCAGCCAGCCACUCUUCCACCGCAGCUGAAGUUGGGAGACAGAGCGGAUAUGAACACCGCGACAGAUGAACUAUUGGAAGCCGCCUAUGUCAGUGCCUCCAGGCAUGGGAGUGGACAAUUGGAAAGAGUCCAUGAUACAAAGCUCAAAUCUCCAAAGAAACGGGGCAGUGCGGCUGCUGAGCUGCCUCAAGCACACGUAUUCAGUGAACCGAGGCAUAGCCGUAAGGCACAAGAGGCCCUGGAUGAGGUGCUCAUGGCAUGUAGCGGAGACCUUCAAGAUAGCUCAACACAUUUGGAAUAUGACUUUGAUUCUGCAACCUCAAGUCGACUGCCAAGCUCACAAGAGUCAAUCGACAGCGAUGGUUAUGAAGCCGAUCACACCCUGGUUACUGCCGAGUACCUGGACAACAGUUCACUGAGCACCGGGGAUAGCCCACCUGGACUGGACAAUUCUGAUGGGAAAGGGAGUCACAAGGUAUGCGAUGGAAACUAUACGACGGAAGGUGUCGAUACUAACAGCAACGCUAAUCCUCAAAAUCAACAGGUCAAGCCAGAAACUGCCAGUGCUGUUGUUAACUCCUCACCGCGGCAGACAUUAUCGGGUGGUGAGCGUGUGGAAGUGCUAGCUACUGAUCGGCAAGAUGUGGUUAGGUCAGCAGAGUGUUCCCAAUCAAGAUCUGCAACAUCUGCUGUGUUCGACCCUCGUACCCGUCUUUCAAAGGAAAGAUUACAGGACGCUUCUCCUGGAUAUCAUAAUAAGUCGUCGUGUGUCGGCAGACAAGUAGCAUUAACACUUAGCACUUCCAGACCUUCAACACCAUUGUGUAAACCAGCCCUGUCCAAUGAUACCACAAACAAUAGCCAAGGUACAAACUCUCAUAAUACAGAGAUUAAAUGCCAGCCAGCGAGCAAUGCUCAGGAAAGCCAGCCAAAGCCAGAUGCUAAGAAUGCAUUAGCAAUGAGGUAUUGCACCCCUCCAUCGGGAUGCUCAUCAACAAGCCGGGGAAUGGCACACCCAGUACAAGUGUCCACUCCUGCUCUGCAAGUAGCUGGGCAGCACUCCACUGAGUCUUGUGUUGGCUCUGAUAAUGUGGAACAUGUAAAUCACCGACAUGCGGACAAGCCACCAUCACCUACAUAUACACCAGGCAUCCUAGCCAGUGAGAGAAUGAUCACUCAGAAGUCAUCUUGUUUCCCUGACAAGGACCAAACGUUGAUUGCCGAAGUGGAACCUGGCUGUGAUGAAGAAGUUCAAAAGGAUUUGAAUGAGCGAGACAAAUGUGUCUGCACUGUGCCAUCAACCACUGAUCCUACCGCUUGCAACGAGACCAGCCCUAUAUCCGCCGGUGUGGAAGAUCUACCAGAGAAGACAUACUGUAUUGACCUACGUCGACAAGGCUCUGCGCCGGCAUCCAUAUCAACACAUCGUCCUGAAUCAUCUGUAUGUACCGCCUCCCAAGCUACAGAAAUCAGUGAUAAUAUCAACAGCAACAGCGCCAUACAGGUUAGGACACCUAGUAGAAUAGCCUUGCCUGAGACCUCAACUGCUGGUCAGGGAGAUCCAGGAGAAUGUGCUGGCGAGAACUCUGAAACAUUGCCGUACAAUUGUGACACACCAUCACACACUUCAUUAGUCAUGAUCAACCCGCACAAUACGGCGCUUUCCCCACUCCUGUCCCGUGUUUGCCCUGAUAGUCCACCUGAGUCUCCCAGCCCUGACACGAUCACAAUUACAUCCACUCAGCACACCAUUGCUGUAGGUACAGCGUGUAGUACUAUUCAGAGGAAAGGUGAUGUCCAGCAAGGCCGUAGACGUGAGCAAUCUGAAUGCCAGCACUGUGAGAAAGAGAUCAAACGACUCAAACAGCAGGUCGAUCUCCAGGAUCAGAUCAUUUGUGAGCUGCUUCUCAAACAGCGGACAUCUGCUAGUACACCCUAUAGAGUAUCACCUGCCAGUGUGUAAGACAUACAGCUUUGCCGUUGCCGCUACUGCCUGCAGUCACUUGAUGCAGUCCUGUUGCCCAGGAAAGAGCAUGCAUACAAUAACGCUGGGCUUGGCCAACUUGCUGUUUCUGAUCAUGUGAUUCACGGUUAUAAACAUUGCAUAGAUCGUUUGCUGCCUUCAAUGAUUUUGCCCGAUUGUCCCACAUGCUUUUCCAGAAGCCUUUUGAGACCUGAGUGAUUUGCCAGGUAAAAGUUAGCCAAUACAUCAAUUCUACUUUAUUCAUUUACCCUCCCGGGGUGCAUUCCAGACUAGUUUCCCAAACAUGUACACGACGUAUAAGAUAAUUAUUAUUGAAAGAAGCCAGUGGCAUUGAAGUGGUGCUGCCUGCUACCCUAAUCCUUCAAUUUUCCAA
This is a messenger RNA of Sycon ciliatum, 3607 nucleotides long. RefSeq lists its product as uncharacterized. Lineage: Eukaryota; Metazoa; Porifera; Calcarea; Leucosolenida; Sycettidae. The transcript has 12 exons. The record is from RefSeq and is a predicted model, not a curated record. Bases 283 to 3213 code for a protein of 976 amino acids.